CCCAAAGAUAGAUCCUCUCUAGGCUGACUAGUCGCUAGUCAACACAAGUAGCAUAGAUAUUGUCUUAAAAACUAUAACUCUUAUUAUCUUUGCACUAUGUGUCAUGACGGGAGAUGGCGGAUAAGAUAUCUUCUGGUGAAGAUCACGUGACUCUCUGAUAAGCGCGAUCGCCGCAGUCACAAGACACAUUUCAGUUAAAGUCUAUGAAUGGAAACCCAAACUCAGUCUGAUGUCCUUCCCAGCACAUGUUCCUCUACGACAAUAGGAUUCAGUGUCUUCAGUUUACAGUAUAUACAUUUAUCACAUUUGCCAUGAUUUCUAUAAAAAGCCAAGAGCGAUUUGGAAACAUGACCAGGGUGUACUACAGAGAAGCGGUCGGAGCGUUCAUCGUCUUUGAUGUCACGAGGCCGGCGACCUUUGAGGCUGUAACAAAGUGGAAAGAGGAUUUAGACUCCAAAUUGACUCUCUCUAAUGGCUUGCCAGUUUCCGCAGUACUUCUAGCCAACAAAUGUGACCAGGGCAACAAAGAUGGCUUCAAAAACAACUGCAGCAAAAUGGACCAGUUCUGCAAGGAGCACGGCUUUGUCGGCUGGUUCGAAACCUCGGCCAAGGAAAACAUAAACAUUGACGAGGCCUCGCGAUGUCUGGUGAAGCACAUCAUCGCCAGCGAGAGCGACUUACUGCAGUCCGUGGAGCCGGACGUUGUUAAACCCCAGAUGAAUUCCUCCAAAAUAGCUAGCUGUUCUGCCUGCUUUAAGCUCUAAUGUGUAUUAUUAUUUUGUGUUGCUUUUGGUUCGCUUGUUAAAUAAAAAUCCAAUCUCCGUGUUGCGA
This is a messenger RNA of Hyla sarda, 831 nucleotides long. RefSeq names its product RAB38, member RAS oncogene family (gene RAB38). NCBI's taxonomy places the organism in Eukaryota, Metazoa, Chordata, Amphibia, Anura, Hylidae. Bases 246 to 764 code for a protein of 172 amino acids. The record is from RefSeq and is a predicted model, not a curated record. Gene Ontology annotation, molecular function: GTPase activity; GTP binding. Gene Ontology annotation, cellular component: endomembrane system; lysosome; mitochondrion. Gene Ontology annotation, biological process: endosome to lysosome transport; phagosome-lysosome fusion; intracellular protein transport. The transcript has 3 exons.